Magallana angulata is the source of this 1203-nucleotide messenger RNA. Its product is annotated as major prion protein-like. The record is from RefSeq and is a predicted model, not a curated record. The transcript is spliced from 10 exons. NCBI's taxonomy places the organism in Eukaryota, Metazoa, Mollusca, Bivalvia, Ostreida, Ostreidae. The coding region runs from base 130 to 738 and encodes 202 amino acids.
CCCAUAAAUUAACCUGUCUCCGGUCUCUGUCAUCCUUGGUCAAGUAAAUUCUGUCCUUUUGCUGCUCUCACUUUGGCCCGUUUGACUGACCCGUUUAGACUCGGAUUACAGAAAGGAGGAAAUACAAACAUGAACAGAGCAACAUUUUUCAGUUUAACUUUUCUUGUUGGUUCCACAUUAGUGAUUGCUCAAUCCAGGGCUCAAAAUAUGUGGGGCCAAUCCUCAAAUAACCCCUCCUGGGACCCCAAUCCCCAUUUUUCCAAUAGCGGGGGAGGUGGAGGAGGCCAAUCACAGGGCGGUAAUUGGGGCACCCAACAGGGAGGAGGCAGUUGGACAAGUUCUUCCUCGACAUCUUCUCAGUCUUCCAAUCCCAUGUUGGAAGCAGCCAGCAUGGCCGCCAUGAUGGGGCUAGGUGGCAUGGGGGGCAUGGGGGGCGGAUCAUCCGGUGGCAUGGGGGGCAUGAGUGCCCUGAACGCCAUGACAGGAAUGAUGAACCCGAUGUCAUUGAUGUUGAACAUGCAAGCAAGAAGCAUGGGAGAUAACUUUAAUCCAAGCCCGCCCGAAGUAGUCUACACAGCAAACCAAUGCCCUGCUUUUACAACAUUUCGACAGUGCCAUAUUAACCCCUGUCCCAUCAGAUGCAAACGAUUCCCUGCAGCACGUUGUGUAACAAACCCCUGCGGAGGAUGCGCCCCUGAAUGGUACCAGGGAGGGAACAGAAUUGUUGACUGUGAUUAAACAGAUUAAGGACGACUUAAAUACAGACAGGAGUUAUCCGUUGACGCUUUUAACCACUUUGCCAAAAACAAAAACCUUCGUAGCGAGAACAUCUGCAUCUUACUCCAAGGCUCUGCUAGACUUUACAAGAGAGAUGAAAAUACGUAGUGAAUAUAUUUCAAUCUGAAAUACGUACAUUAUUUACCAAGUGACAUAUUACAUUUAUCAAAAAUAAUUAUUUCUAUAAAAUCUAAUAAAUGUCUAGUUCUUUACUGUGUAAAGAAUUUCUCCGAAUAUAAAAAAAACCUAUAUUACAGCUCAAACGAAAUAUUUACUCAUUUUUUGCAUAUGAAAUAUGCAAAAUCUUUGUAUAUUUUCCUUUUUCUGAAGUUAUGUGUAUAUUUCUAUUGUAUAUUUUUUUUUGUAAUCAAAUAAUUUAUAUUUAUCAAUUGAAUGUUAAUUAUAUAUAUCAAUAAAAGCCUCAUU